This is a messenger RNA of Papaver somniferum (opium poppy), 2807 nucleotides long. RefSeq lists its product as uncharacterized. NCBI's taxonomy places the organism in Eukaryota, Viridiplantae, Streptophyta, Magnoliopsida, Ranunculales, Papaveraceae. The record is from RefSeq and is a predicted model, not a curated record. The transcript is spliced from 3 exons. Bases 270 to 2507 code for a protein of 745 amino acids.
AUUUUUAUUUCAUUUUCACUAAAAAUAAGGGUUUUGAAAGAAAGAAAUGCAUAAGAAAAAGAACCACAAAAACCAGCGAAGCAUUUUUUUCAUUUCUAAUAAUUUCUUCUUCUUCUUCUUUUCUCUACUCAAUCAAAGUGUUCUUACCAUGAUGAUGAUGAUAAGCUAAUAAUGUUACUUGGAUUUGUGAAGUUUGAGAAGAAGAAGAUCUCUUCAGUUGGGUGAUUUUGGAGAGUUUGAGUGAAUUUUUUCGGGUCUUCUUCUUCACUAUGGAAAUGGGUUUCCAUCAAAGGGAUUUGGACUCAAUUGAAGGACAAAGUCUGGAUGGCAGCUUUAGGAGGUCUAGAUCUGGUAUAUCUCCUGAUAGAUUGUCCGGGGUUUCAACUUCGAGCAAUUACAUUCAUACAUCAAGAAGAGUGUUCAAGGGACUUAAAGAAUACUCAAAGAAACUUAUUGAUAUUGAGCCAUUUUCGCAUGGUAUAGAAGACUGGAUUUUGGAGAAAACCAGUACAAGUUCUGCUGAGAGAAUGCUGCCUUUCAAAUCUCCUUUUCUGAUUGAUGAAGUGCGAAAACUCGAUUAUGCUCUAGAAGGGGUCUUAUUCCAGCAGCUUUUUCGUAUGCCUUAUUCCCUAUAUGCUAGUAAUGAUCUGAAAGAGGAUGAGUAUCUUGCUCUAGAAGAUUUCCUUAGAGCAACUGUAGAUGGCCUUUGGCAUACAUUUUGGCAACAAGAUGGACCUGUCCCAUUUUUUGUAUCCUGUCCCAGACAUCCUGGCUCCAAAUUCUACACAGUGGAGAGGGCAAUAAUGAGGGGAAGACUAGGACAGCUCUCCGGAGCAGCAUUGGUUUGUAAAACUGGAAGCGAAUCACAUGCUCGGUGGGAUCAAGUUGUGGAAUUUGCGUUAUUUAAACAUGAUAUUGCAGGGGGAAACGAGAUAGGGUUUUCUGCAGCUACACUUUCCGAAGCUCUCUUUUACGGCUUCCAUCUACUUCUCGCCAGGAGUUUAAGUAAAUAUAACACUGCCGGUGGUGAUUCAGUCAAUCUUUUAGUUCUCGAUUCAAAAUUUGGAGGAGUAAUCAAAUUUGGGGGUGAUUUAAGCAAACUUGAAUAUAAUUCAAACGACCCAUACCAUUCUGUUGUUGAAUGGGUCAAACUCCAUGCAGACAUAAGCAUUUCUCCCGUGGACCGAAUAUGGAACAAACUAGGAAAUGCGAAUUGGGGAGACUUGGGAACUCUGCAACUGCUUUUAGCAACAUACUACUCCAUUGCUCAGUGGAAAGGACCACCAAAGAAAUCAAUUUCUGCAUUAGCUGCGGAUCACAGCCUUCGACUACAGAGACGUAGGAUAGAGUGCCGCUUCAAUGAGAACGAUAAUGGGUUGCUCCCUUUACUAAAGGCUAGCCAGAGCCAGAGACAGGAAGAGAUUGUUGAACUUGAGCCUGAAGAGGAUUCGUCUUUCAGAAAACAAUUGUCUAACUUGAAAUUUAAUCCAGGUGACAUGAUGGUGCUUGAGGAUCAACUAGGGCAGCAAGGAUUUCAGAUACAGGAUACACUUCUAGGAGGAAAUUGUUUAUCAUACAGUGCUGUUUCUUUGGAGGACACGAGCGAGUUAUUAACUGUAUAUAUUGGUUCCCAUCCAUCUAGGCUUGAGCCAUCUUGGGAAGACAUGAGUUUAUGGUAUCAAGUACAGAGACAAACUAAAGUAUUAAACAUUUUGAAAGGAAUCCCAAGCAAGUUUCUGCCUGAAAUUGUUGCCUCGGGUAGAAUUUUACAUUCUGGUCCUUGUAAGAAGCAAAGUCCAGGUGGUCGAUGUGAUCAUCCUUGGUGUGGGACCCCAAUUCUCGUUACACGCCCAGUUGGAGAGCCAUUAUCAGCCAUAAUUUCUCGCAGUGGUCCAUUUUCUCCUGAGGAUGCUCUUCGAUGCUGUAGAGAUUGUUUAUCAGCUUUAAGAAGUGCCUCCAUGGCUAAUAUUCAGCACGGGGAUAUCUGUCCCGAAAACAUAAUCCGUGUUAUUGAUACCCAUUUAGGAAGAAAUAGGGUCAUGUAUGUUCCUAUCUCAUGGGGUCGAGCAGUUCUCGAAGAUAGAGAUAGCCCGGCAGUGAACCUACAAUUUUCUUCAACUCACGCACUACAGCAAGGUAAACUAUAUCCAGCUUCAGAUGCCGAAAGCCUUGUUUACCUUCUUUAUUUCAUCUGUGGGGGGUCAAUGCAACAGCAAGAUUCUAUCGAGUCAGCAUUGCAGUGGAGAGAGAAAUGUUGGGCAAGACGUUUGAUACAGCAGCAACUGGGCGAGGUUUCUGCCCUCUUGAAAGCAUUUGCUGACUAUGUCGACAGUCUUUGUGGGACCCCCUACCCUGUGGAUUAUGAUAUUUGGUUGAAAAGAUUGAAUAGAGUAAUUGAUGGUUCAACUGAUCGAGGUAAAUUAGCUGAAGUUGUAGCAACAAUGAGAGUAGAGGAUGUUGCAGAGUCCUCAGGUACUUCGGGAGCUGGUACUUCUUUAUCAUGCUGACAAGGCAAGAUCUUUUUAUCCUAUUUUUGCAAUUUCCACGGCAUGUAUUCUUAGUUGUGUCUGUUAUUAUAUUUUAAAAUGUUAGUUUGCCAUCUCUAUGAUUCUUUCAUAUCUGCAUUUCCUUUUGAUUUCCAAGCAUUAAUCUGAACAUGGGUGAGUUGAAAUUUCCCCACUAUGAAAAGUUACCAGUAUCCUCUUGUGCCUCGGUUUCUUUUCUAUUUUUUCCAAGGCUUUUUAUUGAUGCGAAGUGGAACCCUUUUUCAUAUAAUGUUAUACUAGAAAGAGCUUGGAAUUCAUGUA